AUGACAGAAUUCACAUUUGACAGAUCAAUAUAUAUCAGUUGACCUAACCAUACGUACGAAUUGCGAUGGUUUAAAUUGUUAUAAAAACAAAUCAUUAACUUUAAAAUAGGUAUUGCUUUCUUUAAAAUUAUAUUAAUCGCAUAAAUGAAAUAAUUGCUAAGAGACACAUAUUCUAAAACCAUAUACUGGGUCUUAUAAAACUUGAUCAACUGCACAUCUUGAAACCUUAUUUCAAAUGUCGUCCACUUCUAAAAUCGUACUUAGUUUAACCUGUAUUGUUACUACAGGAAUAGUUGGUUAUGUGCAUAUAAAACAACAAUCAGACAGGGAAAAAAUGCAUGAAGGUGUCAUAAGGGAUACAGAGCGACAACAAAGGAGAAAAAUAGAAAAUUUGUAUAUACUAGAGAAACAAAAUGAAUUAACAAAACAACUCAAAAAGGACUUGAGCAGUAGUUCAUAGGCUUUAUAAUGAAACAUUACUAGUUUGGCUAUUAACUAUUUAUUCUUAUAACUAAGACUAAUAAAAUGUUGACAAUC
Zerene cesonia (dogface butterfly) is the source of this 537-nucleotide messenger RNA. Its product is annotated as protein PET117 homolog, mitochondrial. The record is from RefSeq and is a predicted model, not a curated record. The coding region runs from base 236 to 460 and encodes 74 amino acids. The transcript is spliced from 2 exons. NCBI's taxonomy places the organism in Eukaryota, Metazoa, Arthropoda, Insecta, Lepidoptera, Pieridae. Gene Ontology annotation, biological process: mitochondrial respiratory chain complex IV assembly. Gene Ontology annotation, cellular component: mitochondrion.